Molecule: messenger RNA, 2229 nt
Organism: Penicillium diatomitis
Lineage: Eukaryota; Fungi; Ascomycota; Eurotiomycetes; Eurotiales; Aspergillaceae
Gene: EifCb
Product: translation initiation factor eIF3 core subunit b
Exons: 4
Coding region: 1-2229 (742 amino acids)
Biological process (GO): translational initiation
Cellular component (GO): eukaryotic translation initiation factor 3 complex
Molecular function (GO): translation initiation factor activity; translation initiation factor binding; RNA binding
Source: RefSeq, a predicted model, not a curated record
AUGGCGCCCAGCUUCGAUACCCUGUCCGAGCAGGACUUCCACGAGGAGGAGGAGGAGGAGAUUGACUUCUCUGAUCUCAAGGAGCAGUUCGAAGUCAAGAUGGAGGAGGGUCUGGAUACUUUCGUCGUCGUCGAUGGCCUCCCUGUUGUGCCCGAAGAAAGCCGCCAGAAACUCGUCAAGUUCUUGUUGAGAAAACUCAACACGGUGGGCCGCACCUCCGAGGAUGCUGUUUUCAUGCCACUCAACGACAAGGGCAUGUCUGAAGGAUACGCCUUCGUUGAGUUCGAGACGCCCGAACAAGCUAUUGCCGCCGUGAAGCAGCUGCACGGUGUUCCUCUCGACAAGAAGCACACUCUUGCGGUCAACAAGUUGAUGGACAUUGAGCGAUAUGGUCGCGAGGGUCGUAUCGAGGAGGAAUACCAUGCUCCCGAGUUGGAGCCUUUCAAGGAGAGGGAACACCUUCGCUCCUGGAUGGCCGAUGCCCAUGCUCGUGAUCAGUUCGCUCUGUACCGCGGUGACAAGGUCGGCGUCUUCUGGAACAACAAGUCCAACCCGCCCGAGAAUGUGGUCGACCGCGCCCACUGGACACAACUCUUCGUUCAGUGGUCCCCGAAGGGUACCUUCCUCGCCUCCGUUCAUCCUCAAGGUGUCCAGCUCUGGGGCGGCGCCUCCUUCUCCAAGCAGAAACAGUUCCCUCACCCAUUCGUACAACUCGUUGAAUUCUCCCCUCUGGAAGGCUAUCUCACAACAUGGUCAUCGCGCCCAAUUCAGGUCGAAGAAGGACAACCCGUCCUGACCUUCGAGGAGGAUGGCAAGAACAUCAUUGUCUGGGACAUCGAGUCUGGCAAGCCUCUACGCUCAUUUGUGUCUCACGAUCUCGCCGGUGGCCCGGCUGUUGAAGGUGAUGUUCAGCCCAAGAAGAAGGUGCAGUGGCCCGCUUUCAAGUGGUCUGCUGAUGAGAAGUACUGUGCGCGCAUGCUCCAAGGCCAGUCUAUCUCAAUCUACGAGGUGCCUAACAUGAACCUGCUCGGUCGUACGUCGGUGAAGGUCGAGGGAGUCAACGACUUUGAGUGGUCACCCGCCAUUGUUACCCGUGAGGGUGUGAAGCAAUACGAACAGCUUCUCUGCUUUUGGACCCCUGAGAUUGGCAGCAACCCUGCUCGUGUUGCUAUGAUGAGCGUUCCUUCCAAAGAGAUUGUGCGCACUCGUAAUCUCUUCAACGUGUCUGACGUCAAGUUGCACUGGCAAUCCCAGGGUGCCUACGUGUGCGUCAAGGUUGACCGUCACUCUAAGUCUAAGAAGUCUAUGGCCACCAACUUGGAAAUUUUCCGUGUCCGCGAGAAGGGUGUCCCAGUCGAGGUCGUGGAUAGCUUGAAGGACACCGUCAUUAACUUCUCUUGGGAGCCCAACGGCUCUCGUUUCGUCGUCAUCACAACCGGCGAGGCUCCCAGCGGUGCCGCGGUCCUCCCCAAGACUUCAGUGUCUUUCUUCGCCCCCGAGAAGAAGGGCAACACUGCGGGCAACUUCAAGCUCGUUCGCACCGUCGAGAAGAAGACGAGCAAUGGCAUCUACUGGUCCCCCAAGGGCCGCUUCGUGGUUGUCGCAACUGUUCACUCCCAGACCAACUUUGACCUUGACUUCUGGGAUAUGGAUUUCGAGGGUGAGAAGAACGAGGCCGAGAAGGAUCUGGCAGCCAACCUUCAAUUGAUGAAGACUGUGGAGCACUACGGCGUCACCGAUAUUGAGUGGGACCCCACAGGUCGUUACGUGGUCAGCAGUGCCAGUGUUUGGACUCACUCGAUGGAGAACGGCUGGAACCUGCACACUUUCUCCGGCCAAACUCUGUCCGAAAACCCCACCGAGAAGUUCAAGCAGUUCCUCUGGCGCCCGCGCCCCCCUACCCUCCUUAGCAAGGAGGAACAGAAGCAGGUCCGCAAGAACCUGCGCGAAUACUCGAAGGAGUUCGAUGAAGAGGACCGAUAUGCGGUGGACAUUGCCAAUACCGCCGUCGUCGAGCAGCGCAAGCGCGUGCUCAGCGAGUGGCUUGCUUGGAUGCGUCGGGAGAAGGAGAUCCAGGCCGAGGAGCGCGAGGCGUUCGGUUUGCCCGAGGAUGCCGACUCUCCCAAGCGGGCCAAGGAUGCUGUUGCUGUCAACCAGCAGGAAGGCGACACGGUUGUGGAGGAGAUUGUCGAAGAGAUUGUCGAAGAGACCGAAGAGGUCAUCGGUUGA